AGUUGGUGGCUCCAGCCAACGUUUUGGUGCCUAGCUUCCGACCCCAGCCCGCUGCUGCUGCUGCUGCUGCUGCCUGCUCUCUGCCUACUGCUGACCUGAGAGAAGAGCUCCUCAGGGGCAAAGCCAUGGCUCAAGCACCCGUUGUUCUGGCCCCGUGCCCAAGCGCCCUCGGGCCUUUAGAUCCAGCUCAGAUUGAGCAGCUCAUUCGCAAGAGCCAAGAAGCCAAGGAGUUUGCCUACUGUCCCUACAGUAACUUCCCAGUGGGGGCAGCUCUCCUGACUCUGGACGGGAAGAUUUUUUCAGGAUGCAACGUAGAAAAUGCUUCCUACCCAGUAGGCACCUGUGCAGAACGCACUGCCAUUCACAAGGCCAUCUCAGAAGGAUACAAAGAGUUCCGGGCCAUUGCUGUUACCACUAAUGUGAAAGAUGACUUUGUCGCACCAUGUGGAGCCUGUAGACAAGUGAUGAGAGAGUUUGGAAAACAUUGGUAUGUCUACUUAACAAAAGCAGAUGGUACGUAUCAAGUCAAGAUGGUCCAUGAACUACUGCCUGGAUCGUUUGGACCGGAGGACCUGCAAAAGAACUAGUGAACCAUGAUGAUGGAACUGUCCAACUGAGAGCCUUUUCAACCACCUGGGAGAAGAUUCACUCUCAGUACUGUACAGUAGGAUCAUCCCCAGAGCAUUCUUGAUAGGAAUCAACCCCAGUGCUUACAGGGUCCUAAGCAUUGGCUGCUUCCGCAUUUCCUGUUCAGUCUAGGGACCUCUUUGCCAUUUAUAUUUGAAGUGCCUUGAACGUGCUAUAUAGUGAUAAUGGAAAGAACACCAGCCUGGGAGUCAAGAGACCUGUGUUGUAUUCCCAGCUCUGCCUCUAACUUCUUGUGUGACUUUACAGUAGUCAUUCGGCCUCUCUAGGCCUUUUUCCUUUUCUGUCAAAUCAGAAUGUUGGCCUAAAUCAGGGGGUUUUAAACUUGUAUAUGUCCUGGACCCCUUGUAUGUGUUAAGGUCCAUCCUUUGUGUUACGGCUCAGCUCUAACAUUCUAUGUUCUCCAGUUUCUACUGUUCUCGGACCCUCCCUAGAAACUGUAGCCUUCAUUGAAACCAGGUGCCAAUCAGAAAUCCAAGAUCUUUCUCCCUGUCUCCACCUUCCAUUGUGGAUGGGGUUAUGAAGUAAUACAAAAGAAUUAUCCAGUUACUAUAUUAAUUCUGCUUAGCUGGAACCAAAAUAAUCGCCCUUUGGUGGCCAACCUUCUGAUGACUUUAGUUGGAACUAUGGGGGCCAAAGUCACUGUGUAUUCAUGGCUUGAGUCCAGCUUCCUCUCUGGAUGCUGUACCUCAUAUUCAAUGAGGACCAUCCCACUCACACCAAAGCCAAAACUAGAAGAAGGUGUGGCUCCUCCCCAAUUGUCACUCAAACAACCCAAGAUGUCACACAACAACAUACAGCUCUGACACUUAGGUGACAAAUGUCAGAGCUGUAUGUCCUUUUUGGGUUGGGGUGUGUGUGUGUUAUAAUUUGCAUUGUCUUACACUGGUCCCAUCCAAGGCCAAGCUUGAGAGGAAGAUGGUCCUCCAUGGUCCUAGUAACAGUGCUACUGUGCUGACCUAUCACUGCCUCAGUUUAUCCUCUGGUUAUCUUGACCUAUCCUCUGCUGAUUCUGCAUUGUAGGGGGUUUUUUAUGUCCAUCUUCUUCCUGUAGCAUCUGGCUAAUUUCAUGUACCAGCCCCAAGGACCAAGGACUACCUAACUUUUUCAUCUGUCAUUUCUUUUCCUGAAUCCUUGGUAUAAUAUACUUAGAGUGUUACAUUCAUAAAGUUAAUGAAUUACUGUAAAUAUCAGAGCGGCCUCCACCAGCCUCUGCUCAUAACAGCCCAUACCCAGUUUAACCACUUGGUCACCAUAAUACUCCCCCUCUCUUAACAAAUCCAACAGAAUAGAGAUAAUCAACAAGUAAGACAAGCCAGCAAGCCUUUAUUAAGUGCCUACUAUGUGCCAGGCACUGUGCUAAGGGCUGAGGAUAUAAAGAAAGACAAAAAACAAUCCCUGCCUUCAAGGAGCUUCCAGUCUAAGGAAGGGGAGACAACAUAGAAUUAUAUACAAUCAAGAUAAGAUGGGAUAAAUAGCUGGUAGUCUCAGUCUCAUGGAGGACUAGGGUAGGGACCUGUGAUUUCAUUGCUAUAGUGAACAUUCAGAUAAGGAAAUUCCUUCUACCAAGGUAGGUCAGCCCUUUCUCUGCAACUUUAUAGUGUCAGAGAGUAGUUGGGGCAUUGAGGGGUUAAGGGAUUUGCUCAGGCUUCCACCACCAGUAUGUGUCAGAGACAAGCCUUAAAUUCAGAUCAUCCUGGCUUCAAGGCUAGAUCCCUAUCAACUACACAGCUACAUAGACUGUACACAAGAAACAUAGUACAUGGUCUUGAG
Phascolarctos cinereus (koala) is the source of this 2418-nucleotide messenger RNA. RefSeq names its product cytidine deaminase (gene CDA). The record is from RefSeq and is a predicted model, not a curated record. Gene Ontology annotation, molecular function: cytidine deaminase activity; zinc ion binding. Gene Ontology annotation, cellular component: cytosol. Lineage: Eukaryota; Metazoa; Chordata; Mammalia; Diprotodontia; Phascolarctidae.